This is a messenger RNA of Siniperca chuatsi (mandarin fish), 1499 nucleotides long. Its product is annotated as transcription elongation factor 1 homolog. Gene Ontology annotation, biological process: transcription elongation by RNA polymerase II. Gene Ontology annotation, molecular function: RNA polymerase II complex binding. The coding region runs from base 160 to 411 and encodes 83 amino acids. Gene Ontology annotation, cellular component: transcription elongation factor complex. The transcript is spliced from 4 exons. NCBI's taxonomy places the organism in Eukaryota, Metazoa, Chordata, Actinopteri, Centrarchiformes, Sinipercidae. The record is from RefSeq and is a predicted model, not a curated record.
CUGACAUGUCAGAGAGCCAAUGACCGGCCGUGAAGCGCUCCCCCGUCGCUCCAAUCAUUUAACGCGAACAGUUGCCGGUGCCGGGUCUUGUGGAAGUCUUUUCCUUAUAACCGCAACGUGUAAUUUCUACAACUAAAGACUUGAUUCAUUUUACGUGCAAUGGGUCGCCGCAAGUCCAAAAGAAAGCCCCCUCCGAAGAAGAAAAUGACGGGAGAUUUGGACUCCCAGUUCACCUGUCCGUUCUGCAACCACGAGAAGUCAUGUGAUGUCAAAAUGGAGAGAAGCAGAAAUACUGGGAUAAUAUCAUGCACAGUCUGCUUGGAGGAGUUCCAGACUCCAAUUACCUAUCUGUCAGAGCCAGUUGACGUGUACAGUGAUUGGAUAGAUGCCUGUGAAGCAGCCAAUCAGUAGCCCUCAUGGAGCUGGAUGUCUUUCAGAAAUGGAAUGAGGAUGUGGCUGCUGGUCCUGGGGGCCCGUUGCGAUCAAGCUGGCCACAGGACAUUUACGAAACUUUUAUUAUUCUCAGGUUUCCAUAUGGUCACUUGAGAUUUACAGCUGUGUGAACAGUAGUUUCACUUAUGAGGUAUUCAGCACAAAGCGGCUCUAAAGCGUUCCUGACUCUAGUUCUGACUAUUGAGAUUUAUUACAUAAUUUGUUAUUUGCAGUGUGACCUGAUUUAUCUUUACACAUUGAGCGGGACUUUCUGUUUUCAAUAUUUGUUUUCUUUUUGGAUGGGUUUCAAAUAUCCUUUUAGAUGCAGUGUAGACAAGUCCAGGCCUGUAGUGUAAGAGAAGGGGCUCCCAUCUUAGCAUUUUGAUGUGAAAAAAGUAAGAUCUUUUUGGUUAGCACGAUGACAAAGAGACGUGUGAAUAUGUGGAUCUUGACAAACAGUUUGAGAACAGUGAGUUGGUGCAUUUUCCACAAGUUUUCCGCACACUGUAUCAUACACUGUGACAAUAGCAACAGGACCUACUGUAGUUGGAGAGGUUAAUUUCCAGGUAGGCUGCACUGCCAGAUUUAACAAAAUGUAGGUUGGAGUGAACUUCUUCUUGGGUUGAAUGUUAACACAGUUCAGGCUUGAAGUUACAGGUUGUGUUCACAGUAAUAAUUACCCACAGCUCUCCUCAUCCUCUUAAAGACAGUCGUGUCACAAUAUUAGGUCAUUCCACUGGAGAGAGGAAUGAAAAUGUGUAAGAUUUAUGCUUAGCUGCUAAGUUCAAAAGUGUUGAAUUGUUCUUAAGUCAUUCAGUUUUUCAGUUGAUUGUAUGUUUUUUGCUUACAUGUUCAAGAAAUAAACAUUUUCAAGAAGUACAAAUUAUGUUUGUUAUGAAAUGCAUAUGUAACGAAUAGUGUGAUUUUUAUUCUGAAAUCGAGCGUUAAUUUUGGGUGUUUAUUCUCCCAUGCAACAGCCGUCAGCAUACAAGCAAGCUGUUUUUUAAACGUUAUGAAUUUGAUAAUUGUGAUCUUGGAAAUAAAGGAGCAAUAAGACUUUGAUACCA